This is a messenger RNA of Setaria italica (foxtail millet), 3146 nucleotides long. RefSeq names its product disease resistance protein RGA2. The record is from RefSeq and is a predicted model, not a curated record. NCBI's taxonomy places the organism in Eukaryota, Viridiplantae, Streptophyta, Magnoliopsida, Poales, Poaceae. The coding region runs from base 1453 to 2916 and encodes 487 amino acids. The transcript is spliced from 2 exons.
UACAGAUGUUCUAGAGAGUACAAUCCUACAGAAAUCCUUCAAAAUUCGUAGCUAGGAUUAGGAAUAAGUCUUUCCAGCCUUUGAUGGCUGCAGAUAUUUUUAGUUCACAUACAGAAGAAAACACAUGGAACGUUCAAAGGGUAGCUGCGCAUAGUUUCUGAUCGGACAGUAACGUUGCAGAUCUGAAUGGUUGAAUAACAUCCGUAGGCAUACAUGAGUAUUGAUUGUCUUUUGAAUUGUUCAUAUUCUUAUGUCAGUUAGAGAAUCAUCACUGCACUCUUCAGAAGCAGUGUUGGAACGACGGAGGACUCAAGAUACAUUAUUCUGAUUUUUUUGGAGCAUGUGCUAAUCCCUAAUGCUCAGCGUUGUCUUCCUGAGGAGGGAGAGAGUCCCAUAUGAAAAGUUUCCUUUCUGCAGUCCUGGGUGAGCUGAUGACUCUCCAUAAAUUUUAUCAUCAACAAGUGCUCGAACCUGCCAGUGUUGGCCGUGGGGGACAACCAACCACGGGCUCUCCUCCGGGCGCAGGUCAUCGUUAGUGAGUCCAGCUAUUGGGCAUGCUGAUAGAUGCCAUGCACCGAGGUUAUUUACACACUUGACACCCAGCCUCAGUAUGCGGAGGGCGGCAAAGAUGAAACUGUGAGUCUCUUUAUGCUCCUAUCCAAGGUUAAUUCUCCCUAUUUCUCCACUGCAAGUGCAGAGAUCUUGGGACCACUACGAGAGGCACUUAAUUGAUGUGGAUGAGUUGGUUGAGCUGCCCUCCCUCGCCUGUAUCGCCAGCAUUACAGCGUGCAUAUCCUGUUGGGUAACAAUGGAACUAAAACUUGUCAUUAAUUUUCUGUUGCACGAACAACCUCAUGGUUCUGAAGAAUUGGAUGUCCUGCCAAUUGUGGGUCCAGCCAUAGUCAGGAAGAGCACCCUUGUUGCUCAUGUUUGCAAGGAUGACCAUGAUUUUACAGAUGACAAGGUAGCUUCCACUUUUAGAGAAGGAUGUGCAAUGAAACAUGAGAACAGCGUGUCAAAUUGAACAAAGGCGAGAGAUUGCACUUCCAGCGUUAUGUUACAAUCUGAUUUUUCUGACCUUUGUAUCGCACAUGCUAUACAGAGAAAAUGUGUGGCUUACUAAGCGAAUGCUUUGGAGACAACAGUCAAGAGCUGUACUUUUCUCAGCUUUUAGCCUAGUCUUAGUCUACCAGUAGUUGUUAAUAAAGGUGGAGAAAAGGUCAAAUCAGAAGGAUCAGGCAAAGGUGAAAGCAGUCCCAAAGGUGACGCAUAUGAAUGACCGGUUGACUGACUCAGUUUAGGUCUCCUUGUCUUGUUCAGUUGUACUUGUUCUUAUAUGUCCUUAUUACUCCUGUUAGAGUUUUAACGAGAAACAGAGAAUACAGAGAUCAGAAAACAUCAAGCUGACAUUUGUUGUCUUUCCCGUCCGCAUCCUUUCUGCUGGAGCCACAGAUGGAGAUUUUCCUUUCAGCAGUCCUGGGUGAGCUAAUCACUAGAUCCAUAAAUUUCUUCAUCAGCAAGUGCCCCAAGCAACCGGCACUGGAUGUGGAUGAUCACCUCCAAAGGGUCCUGCUCCGAGCGCAGGUCAUCAUCGAGGAGGCCAUGGUGCGGCAAAUCACAAACCAAUCUAUGCUCCAGCAGCUGGAUAUGCUCAGAGACACCAUGUACAGAGGCUGUUACUUGCUUGACACCUUCAGGUUCCAAUCUCACAAAGAGGACGCCAAAGAUCAGAUCGUGAGUCACCCUUCUCUUCUCUUCAAAGUAAAUUCUGUAAAAGAUUUCUACUUCCCUGGUGGAGAAGGUACACAGAUUUUGGAAGAAAUGCUAGCCGUGCUUGACAGUUUGAGAUCCAUGAUCCUUGAUGCUAAUGAACUGGUCGUGUUCCUGACGAGCUAUACCCGUAUGUAUCGCGAGCCUUAUAGCAUGCACCUCCUGCUAGGAAACUGCAUGUUUGGCCGCCAGAUGGAAGCACAACAUGUCAUCAACUUCCUGUUGCACACAAGACCUCCUGGUGCUGCUGAAGGGUUGGAGGUCCUGCCAAUUGUCGGUCCCUUCAGAGUAGGAAAGAGCACUCUUGUUGCCCAUGUUUGCAAGGAUGGAAGAGUUCAUGAUUAUUUUUCAGAAAUUGUUUUCUUGAGUGAUCAUGACUUCAGAGAUGAAAACAUAACCACCCUUAGAGAAGGAUGUGUGAUGAAAUACCAAAAUUGUGUGUCGAACAAAGAUGGGAGAGUGCUAGUUGUUGUUGAGUUAGCUGGAGACUUCAGUGAAGGUGAUUGGAAGAGGCUGUAUUCUGCUUCUAAGCGGUACUUGCCAAGUGGUAGUAAGAUCAUAAUCACAAGCCGGUCUGACGAGAUUAAAAAGCUUGGAACAACUCAGGCAAUAACUCUAAAAUUUCUGUCCUGCGAGGCAUACUGGUAUUACUUUAGGACACUAGCAUUUGGAAGCGUGGAUCCCGAGACCUACCCGAAGCUCGCACACCUGGCCAUGCAGAUAGCCAGGGCACUGAAAAGAACCUUCAUUGGUGCAAACAUCACUACUUGUGUGCUGAGGGACAACUUUGACAUCCGCUUUUGGUGCAAGGUUCUGGUGUUGUUGAGAGGGAUCAUCCGGAAGAAUGUUUCCAGAUUCGGUGAGCAUCCACUUAAUCGUCUUGACCAAAAUAGAUCUGCACAUCUUGGAAGAAUGGCUACACCUUCUGAAGAUCUCGUGCUUUGUGGUCUGUAUCAAUGCUCUUCACAAGAGGAGGUUCCAAAGAUAAAAAUGCAAGAUGUCAUGUAUGGAAGUGUUAAGCCUCAUGGGAAUUUUGAGGUCCUAGGAUGGAAGUCUCCCAUACUGCCCUACUAUAGCUAUGUCUUUACAUGUGAAAUUCAAGAGCUCAAAUCUACAGCUGCCAAGAGAAAGCGUUCCGAUCCAUGACGGAUGUGGUCACACAUUGUUAAGUUUUUUUUUUUCAUUGUCUGGCUUAUAUAUGAUAUAAUGAUAUAUUUAUGUACCUUUCGUAGGAUAUCACAUACUACUGCAAGCCAGAAUGUAUAAUAGGAUGCGACAAGUUACAAUACUGCUAAAUUUUAUUUCAUAUGUAAAUUAUUAGUGUUUAUUAAUAAAAUAACGCAUGACGUUGAGAGGCAUAGAAUUUUCAUGAGCUA